Molecule: messenger RNA, 2168 nt
Organism: Dromaius novaehollandiae (emu)
Lineage: Eukaryota; Metazoa; Chordata; Aves; Casuariiformes; Dromaiidae
Gene: F7
Product: coagulation factor VII
Exons: 8
Coding region: 80-1357 (425 amino acids)
Biological process (GO): proteolysis; blood coagulation
Cellular component (GO): extracellular region
Molecular function (GO): calcium ion binding; serine-type endopeptidase activity
Source: RefSeq, a predicted model, not a curated record
ACAUCUGAAGCUCAGCUCUUUGGCCAAACAGUCCUUGCUGAAAUGUCAAUACACUACUGGGACACUUGCAGGGGUCAUCAUGGUUUCCAGGCAGUCCACAACACUGUUUCUCCGCUUUCUGCUCCUGAUUCCUCUUUCUCUGGAUGCAGUCUUUUUAAAGCAGGAAGAGGCAACCAGUGUUUUGCAAAGGCAAAAAAGAGCCAAUAGCUUCUUUGAAGAGAUAAAACUGGGGUCGCUAGAGAGAGAAUGCAUAGAAGAAAAGUGUUCAUUUGAGGAAGCAAGAGAAAUUUACCAUGACGAUGAAAGAACAACAGAAUUCUGGCACAUCUAUUCUGACCCUAACCAGUGUGACUCCAAUCCCUGCCAGAACGGCGGGAGUUGUGAUGAUCAGUUUCAGGAUUAUGUUUGCCGUUGUCCCAAGGGAUAUGAGGGCAUAAACUGUGAAAAAGCUGAGACUGACCAACUGAAGUGCAUUUACAGCAAUGGUGGCUGUGAACAGUACUGUACUGACGAGCUGUCUGAAAAACGAGUGUGCUUCUGUGCGGAUGAUUAUGCUUUAGCCAGUGAUGGCACGUCCUGCAUUCCCAAAGUGAAAUACCCAUGUGGAAAAAUACCAGUGUUGGCAAAAAAAAAUGCAACAGCAGAAGGGAGAAUAGUAGGUGGUUUCAUCUGUCCUCCAGGUGAAUGUCCAUGGCAAGCCCUUAUAAUACAGAAUCAGAAAGAAAAGUGUGGAGGUACCCUGCUUUCGCCUGAGUGGGUGGUCACUGCAGCUCAUUGUUUGGAACAUACUCCUGUUACACAGCUUUGGGUGAGACUGGGUGAACAUGCAAUAAAUUAUGAUGAAAAAACUGAACAAGAAAGUGGAGUUGCCAGGAAAAUCAUUCAUGAAGGAUACGAGAAUGGACAAGUCAAUAAUGAUAUUGCCCUGCUGAGACUGGAAACACCUGUGAACCUCACCGAUUAUGUGGUACCAAUAUGCUUGCCUGAAAAACAGUUUGCAGUGUAUGAGCUGUCCUCCAUUAAGUUCUCCACAGUGAGCGGAUGGGGACGUCUACUAGAUGGAGGUGCUACUUCUGCUUUUCUGAUGAGAGUUGAUUUGCCACGUGUGAAGACACAAGAAUGUGAAAAGGAGACUGAUUUAAAUAUUACAGAGAAUAUGUUCUGUGCAGGAGACCUGAGUGGCACUAAAGAUUCUUGCAAGGGAGACAGUGGUGGACCUCAUGCAACAAAGUACAAGAACACUUGGUUUCUGACUGGGAUUGUCAGCUGGGGGAAGGGUUGUGCUGUUAAAGGCAGCUAUGGGGUUUAUACAAGGGUAUCCAAAUACAUUGACUGGUUAAAGCAGCACAUGGAUUAAUGAUAUUGAUUCAUAGUAUUUCUAGAUAGUGUUAUUGCCCUUUAAUCCCAUCUGUAACAUUUUCCUAUGAAAGCAUUCCCUCAAUAUCUUAAACAUACGAUACCCACGUCACUAGUAAUGAAUUGAAACUAGCCUAAUGCCUAUCUGAAUAUAUUAAAUAACUUCUCUAUUGGUAUUAUUUGUAAUUUUGCAUGUCUUCUCAACAGGGCACAGAAUAGCCAUACUGAGAAAGACUCAGAGUGUCUUCCAAUUUGUAUCUAUUUUCUGAUAAUGGACAGAACUAGCUGCUGAAAAAGACUAUUGGUAACAUAUCAAGCACACCAUGAUCUUCCCUUCUGGUAAUCACUGAUGUAAGGAUUUCCUGAGCGAUAAGUUGCAUUAUGUUGAAUAGUUAUGACGAACCUAUUCUCUGUAAAUUUGUGCAAUCUCUUUUGAACCCCUUUUAUACUUCUUGUUUUCACACUUUCCUAUGACAAUAAGUCCUGUAAUAUAAUUACACAACGGGAAAGGAAAUAGAAAAGAAUUGCUUUAUCUUAUGUUAAAGUAGCCUCAUCUUACAGUUGCAGUGACAACAAGCAAAUUUGAGAGGAAAUGUAGAGACUCUCCAGCACACAAAGGCAGGGAAAAAGUUAAUUUCACUUUUACAGAUCUGCUCUGAAAGCUUCAUUAUAGUCUUCUUGCACCAAAUAUUAUUGCAAGAAGGUUACUAAGUGUAAUACUAAACCCCAAAUUUGUGUAUGGUGAAGAAUACCACCGAUUUAACUUUGCCUUUGCCUCAGUAUUGUGGUACUUAAUACAGAAUGAGAACGAA